GGAGAAGUGGAGAACCUGGUCCAGGCUGUUGGUUUUGAUCGCUGUACCAUUCUCCGGCCAGCGGUGCUGCUGUGCAAUCGUCGGGAGUCCCGCCCCGCAGAGUGGAUGGCCCAGAAGUUUCUGGGUGUUGUGGCUCUGGUCUUCCCCACUGCUUACUCUGUGCCUGUGGAAACGGUGGCCAGGGCUAUGGUGGCCAGUGUGCUGCAGCCAGGCGAGGGGAAGGUGGAGGUGCUGGAGAAUGGGGCCAUCCACAAGCUGGGAAAGGCAGUGCCACAGCAGGGCACGUAG
This is a messenger RNA of Phaethon lepturus (White-tailed tropicbird), 288 nucleotides long. It is a transcript of the gene HTATIP2, whose product is annotated as HIV-1 Tat interactive protein 2, 30kDa. Gene Ontology annotation, biological process: import into nucleus. The record is from RefSeq and is a predicted model, not a curated record. Gene Ontology annotation, cellular component: cytoplasm. The transcript is spliced from 2 exons. NCBI's taxonomy places the organism in Eukaryota, Metazoa, Chordata, Aves, Phaethontiformes, Phaethontidae. The annotation marks the transcript as partial.